AUGGAUAAACCUUUAUGGCUUCGCUGGCUCAAAGUUUACGCUUAUGGCGGUGCGAUAAUUGCGACAGGAGUUGUCCUUUUCAAAUAUACCACACCGUCCGAUGAGGAGUUAAUCAAGGCACUGUCGCCCGAACUAAGACUGCAGUUUGAGCGUGAGCGACAGCUGCGUCAAGCUGAACAACAAGAGCUAAUGAAAAUUGUGCAGGAAACAGCGAGGAGUAAAGACCCCAUCUGGAAAACUGGUUCAAUUGACUCUCCUUGGGAAAGAAACGCCGGCCAACAGUCGCGUGAACAAUUUCAGCGGUUGAAAGCUGAAGAGAUUCAGCGCGAGGAAUUGAACCGUAUAAGGCAGGAGCUACAACAAAUCAGGCAGGAAAGCACCAUAAAAACGCAGGAAAGCGUGCAGAAGCAUAGCUGGUGGAAAAUUUGGUAA
This is a messenger RNA of Lachancea dasiensis, 432 nucleotides long. The record is from the annotation of a GenBank genome assembly. Lineage: Eukaryota; Fungi; Ascomycota; Saccharomycetes; Saccharomycetales; Saccharomycetaceae.